CUCAGACAUGUCAACUUGAAGCAGUACUCUAAUGACUAUAUGUUGUAUUAUAAAAAAAAACUGCAUUAUGUAAUAGUAACCACAUUUUAGGUGCUUUGGGAGAAAAGGGUGGACAUGUUAUCCUAAUGGAACUGAUACAUGUAUACAACAGCAUCGUAUACAAUGCCAAAACUACGUGUUUUCUGUCAUUUUUAAACAUCUGACAUUGUGAAUUAGUAUUUGCAACAGCACUCAAAGGGAAACCAAAGAAAUCAUUAAAUGCCAAGCAGGGAUUACCCCUGUGUGUGUGUGUGUGUGUGUGUGUGUGUGUGUGUGUGUGUGUGCGUGCGUGCGUGCGUGCGGCGCUGUGUGUUUGUCUGUGGCUGUGUGGAGAUUGGGUCUGUUGUGCAUUCCUUGUAUUGCAUGUUCACAUUCAGCUAAGCUCUGAGAGGGGGAUGGAAGGAACAGGAGGGAGGAGUUAGUGUCAUAUAAAUGCAGGCAUGUGUCCGCCUGCUAGAAAACUCAUAGAUUUUCCUCUAGCAGCGAGAGGAGGUGAGAAGUUGACAGGGAGUGCCACCUGACCACACAUGAUGUGGCUGAUUGUUCUUUACAGUUGCACCGGUGGAGCAGCUCUUUUGUAUGCUUUGUACAGAUGGGUGAUUCCUGCUGCUGUGCAGUAUCAUGGAGGAUUGGCGCUGAUCUGGCAUGAUGUCAUUGUGGAGCGGAUGCUGGACACUCUGACCCAGUCCACACGUCCUCAGCGAAUUCUGGCUGCCGUACAGAAAAACGCCACUAGAGGGGACCCUCGCAGCGUGGUUAAAGCUAUCGAUCAUUUCUGCAGAAACAAGGAGUGGGCCAUGAAUGUGGGGGAUGAGAAAGGGUGUAUUCUUGACUCAGUGGUGUCAGAGGUAAACCCAGCCACUGUGUUGGAGCUGGGAACCUACUGUGGCUACUCCACGGUGCGGAUUGCCAGCCUGCUUCCACCCAACGCCAAGCUCAUCACUCUUGAAUUUAACCCAGACUUUGCUGCAAUUGCUCGUCAAGUCAUCGCUUGGGCAGGAUUAGAGGACAAGGUCCAGUUAGUUGAAGGAGCAUCUGGUGACUGGAUCCCCAAAAUGAAGGAGCAGUUUGGAGUGAAAACAUUUGAUUUGGUUUUCCUGGAUCACUGGAAGAAUAGUUACCUUCCUGACACAAAAUUGAUGGAGGAGUGUAGCCUCCUCAGGAAAGGCAGCGUCCUGCUGGCAGACAACGUCAUCUGCCCCGGAGCUCCUGAAUACCUGGAAUUUAUCCGGAGCAGCCCACGAUACAAGAGCCAGUACUUCAAAUCUCACCUGGAGUACACCAAAGUGGAGGAUGGCUUGGAGAAGUCUGUCUUCUUAGGGUAGUUUUUAACAAAAAAUGUGAUGUUUUACACAGGUAGUAAACCUCAGACCUCUGUUGUCUUGGGUUCAUUGAACAGACCUAAAAUCUGAAGUUUUUUAAUAUGUCAUAGAGAAUAUUAAAUUGAAAUUAAAAGUAACCUGUGAAGGAA
Molecule: messenger RNA, 1510 nt
Organism: Perca flavescens (yellow perch)
Lineage: Eukaryota; Metazoa; Chordata; Actinopteri; Perciformes; Percidae
Gene: comtb
Product: catechol-O-methyltransferase b
Exons: 6
Coding region: 567-1364 (265 amino acids)
Biological process (GO): dopamine metabolic process; developmental process; catecholamine catabolic process
Molecular function (GO): catechol O-methyltransferase activity
Source: RefSeq, a predicted model, not a curated record